Messenger RNA from Trifolium pratense (red clover), 1925 nucleotides. RefSeq names its product legumin A-like. Lineage: Eukaryota; Viridiplantae; Streptophyta; Magnoliopsida; Fabales; Fabaceae. The transcript has 4 exons. Bases 169 to 1785 code for a protein of 538 amino acids. The record is from RefSeq and is a predicted model, not a curated record. Gene Ontology annotation, molecular function: nutrient reservoir activity.
AAACAUGGAAGUAAAGAAAUAAAGCCAUGGUCCCCCACCACCGAUUUAGGCAAAGAAUUGCAAUACAAACAAGCAUGCUCUUUGUUUGAUUAUGGAGAUGAUAAAGCCACUUGCUAUAUCAGACAUAUGUGUAACACACAAAACUUCCAUAGCCAUGCAAGCUGAAGAAUGUCUAAUGCUCAGCACUCCACAUUCUCUAACGUGUCCAUUCUUCACCAUCCUCUCUUCCCUAUAAAUUACGAAGUUCUCAUUAAGGUUCUCCGCAUCACAAACAGUAUCCUUACAAUAUCUGUCAUCAUGGCUAAGCUUCUUGUACUUUCACUUUCACUUUGUUUUCUACUUUUUGGUAGCUGCUUUGCCUUUAGAGAUCAGCAGCCUCAACAGAAUGAGUGUCAGUUUGAACGUCUGAAUGCCCUUGAACCCGAUAACCGUGUAGAGUCAGAAGGUGGACUAAUUGAGACAUGGAAUCCCACCAAUAGACAAUUCCGAUGUGCUGGUUUCGCUCUCUCUCGUGCUACCCUUCAACGCAAUUCCCUUCGCAGACCAUUUUACUCCAAUGCUCCCCAGGAAAUUUUUAUCCAACAAGGUAAUGGAUAUUUCGGCAUGGUAUUCCCGGGUUGUCCCGAGACCUUUGAGGAGCCACGGGAAUCUGAACAAGGAGAGGGACGCAGGUUCAGAGACAGUCACCAGAAGGUUAACCGAUUCAGAGAGGGAGAUAUCAUUGCAGUUCCUACCGGUGUUGCAUUUUGGAUGUACAAUGACCAAGAAACUCCAGUCAUUGCCAUUUCUCUCACUGACAUGAGUAGCCACCAAAAUCAGCUUGAUCAGAUGCCUAGGAGAUUCUAUCUUGCUGGGAACCAUGAGCAAGAGUUUCUACUAUACCAGAAACAACAAGUUAGAGGCAAGGAAGAACAAGAAAGCGAAGGCAGCAACAUUUUCAGUGGCUUCAAGAGGGAUUUCUUGGAAGAUGCCUUAAAUGUGAACAGACAUAUUGUGGACAGACUUCAAGGCAGGAACGAAGACGAGGAGAAGGGAGCCAUUGUUAAAGUGAAAGGUGGUCUCAGCAUCAUAAGCCCACCAGAGAGGCAACCCCGUCACCAAAGUCGCAGCAGACAAGAUGAAGAGAGGUGGCAGCCACGCCCACAUAAAAGCAGAAGAGAGGAAGAGGACGAUGAGAAGCACAGCCGACACCACGACCAAGGUGGAAGCAGAUGGAAACAAGACAAUGGACUCGAGGAAACCGUUUGCAGUGCCAAAUAUCGUGAGAACAUUGGCUCAUCUUCAUCACCUGACAUCUACAACCCUCAAGCUGGUAGAAUCAAAACCGUUACCAGCCUCGAUCUUCCAAUCCUCAGGUGGAUCAAACUCAGUGCUGAACAUGGAUCUCUCCACAAAAAUGCUAUAUUUGUGCCUCACUACAACCUUAACGCAAACAGCGCAAUAUACGCAUUGAGGGGACGCGCAUGGUUACAAGUUGUGAACUGCAAUGGCAACACUGUGUUCGACGGGGAAUUAGAAGCUGGCCGAGUGUUGAUCGUGCCACAAAACUUUGCUGUAGCUGCAAAAGCAUUGAGUGACAAGUUCCAAUAUGUAUCAUUCAAGACCAAUGAUAGAGCCGCGAUUGCACGGCUCGCAGGGUCAUCAUCCACUCUAAAUGGUAUGCCGUUGGAUGUGCUAGCCGCGACAUUCAACUUGGAGAGGAAUGACGCCAGGCAGCUCAAGAACAACAAUCCCUUCAAAUUCCUCGUUCCACCACGUGAGUCUGAGAGAAGAGCUGUUGCUUAGAUUUGACAUGAUCAAUCAAUAAGAAUAAUAAUGAAUAACAAAAUGAAGGCUUAGAUGCCUUUUGUUAAGUUGUAAAGUUACUUGAGUAAUGUAACUUAUGCGGAAAGAGAAUAAACAAAAUGCGAAAUUUCAAUGCUCUA